Panicum virgatum (switchgrass) is the source of this 1263-nucleotide messenger RNA. RefSeq names its product cinnamoyl-CoA reductase 1-like. The coding region runs from base 114 to 1073 and encodes 319 amino acids. Gene Ontology annotation, molecular function: oxidoreductase activity, acting on the CH-OH group of donors, NAD or NADP as acceptor. NCBI's taxonomy places the organism in Eukaryota, Viridiplantae, Streptophyta, Magnoliopsida, Poales, Poaceae. The transcript has 6 exons. The record is from RefSeq and is a predicted model, not a curated record.
CCAGACGUCUCUGGAGUCUGGACUCAGAACUUGGCCGUUCACCUCCUUCAGCGGGAGCGUGACCUCAACAGAGUACUGGGAGUGGGAGUCAAGGAGCAACCGAACCAAGAGCAAUGGAGGCGGCGGGGAAGAGCGUGUGCGUGACCGGCGCGGGCGGCUUCAUCGCGUCGUGGCUCGUGAAGGUCCUCCUCUCCCGGGGCUACUACUCUGUGCGCGGCACCGUGCGCGACCCAGGUGCUAGCAAGAAUGCUCAUCUCAAGGCGUUGGACGGUGCUGGGGAAAGGUUGCAGCUUCUCAAAGCUGAUUUGUUGGACUACAACAGCGUUGCAUCAGCGGUUGCUGGUUGUGAGGGUGUCUUCCAUGUAGCUAGCCCUGUUCCCUUUGGUCGAUCCUCCAACCCCGAGGUGGAAGUCAUAGGUCCUGCUGUCACAGGUACUGCCAAUGUGUUAAAGGCUUCUUAUGAGGCAAAAGUUGGUAGAGUUGUGGUGGUGUCUUCUAUUGCAGCUGUGUCCAAUAAUCCUAACUGGCCUAAGGGCAAGGCUUUUGAUGAAGAUAGCUGGUCAGAUGAGGAGUACUGCAGGAAGAAUGAGGAUUGGUAUAACCUCUCCAAAACUCUGGCAGAAUGCGAGGCCUUUGCUUAUGCAGAAAAAACGGGGCUAGAUGUUGUAACUAUUUGCCCGUCAUUGGUACUUGGACCCUUGAUGCAGUCUACAGUAAAUGCAAGCAGUAAAGUCCUUAAUUAUUUCAAAGGGGAUCAUGACACCGUUGAAAAUAGACUCAGAAAUAUUGUGGAUGUUCGCGAUGUUACUGAUGCUCUUCUUCUGGCAUAUGAAAAACCAGAGGCAUCUGGACGAUACAUCUGCAGUUCACAUCCAAUAAAAGUUUCUGAUAUGAUGAACAUAUUGAAGAACUUAUAUCCAACUUACACUUAUCCCAAAAACUUUGUGGAAGUGGAAGGGAAUUUUGUAGACAAUUCGGAGAAACUUCAAAAGCUAGGAUGGACCUUCAGGCCAAUAGAGGAAACCCUUCGUGAUUGCGUUGAAUCCUACAAAGGAUUUGGCUUACUAAAUUGAGCAUCCAAGUGGGGCUGUUCUCAUCUGUUGUUAACUCCAAACUCUUGGUAAAUAAUGAAAUUUAGCGACAGUGAAUAAGCAGGUCCAACAGCUCAAUCCCUCUCUGAUUCAUGUAAGCAGUGAACAGAACGUUUUUGUUGUAACGGAUUGAAUAAUCAUGAGGGAAAGCAAUGUGUUUUUCAGCCUGUUU